UUGAAUGAAGCUGGGAAUAGGUAGUAGAGAUACUUGCAUCCUGAACUGUGAUACGUGUAUCCAAAUACUUAACCACAAAGUUACAGUUUGGGAUACUUUUGAAACUGUAACGCAAGAAUGUUUAACACGGUCCCUUGUGUAUCUACUUGCACUAAAGAUUUGGAAAAGAUGGAUGUGGACUGUUUACAAGACAGCCGACAGAUGGCAAAGCUCUCCACAGACAUGAACGAAAUAGAGGCUGUGGAGGUCCUUAUGACCAUAAACAGCAACUGGAGGAACAGGAGUUCGCUGAGAAAAGAGCUAAGGCCCCUGACUCCAUUCUCAGACUCUUUUGGUGAAGAGUCCCUACUCCCUGGCCCCGCACAGUUCCAUCCCUCGCCUUGUUCAUUACAGUGUAUGACUCCGCCACACAGUCCUGUGACCCUUGAGCCCUCGUCUGUUACCACAGAUGCUCCAGUUCAGACUGCCCCUUGCUGCGAGGGCAGCUCGAGGCCCAGGGCUCAGGCCACCAGUGUGAUCAGGCACACAUCAGACGUCCAGUCGUGUUCAUGCUAUUCUGAGAACACAACAAGCGUGGACACUGUAUUACCUCUGCUCAGUCCAGACGGGCCAAACAAAGCCCAGGUGGGUGGCUCAGCUGGAAAUGAUUCAAAAGUACAUGGGGCCCCCUUGUGUGCACCAUGUCCUUUGACUAUACUCAAGGGCUCAGAAAUGGUCAUACUUCCGGAUUCAGCAGGAGCAGCAGCGGGAUUUUCCAUUGGAGGAAACACUUUUUCAAUGCCAGUUCAGUACCGGAUCAUCCCUGCUGUCUCACCAAUGGAAAACUCAGGAGUGGCCAUGACACCGGCGCCCACCGACAGUCCGACUGUUCUGUGUCAACCUCCUGUGGUUCUUGUGGGUCAUCAGAUCCCCAGGGGCUCUGUGAUGUUCAUUGUGCCACAGCCCACAGCUCCCAAACAGCCAGUGGCCAUCACCAAGGGCGGCACUAAAUUGGCCGCCAUUGCCCCGGCGCCUGGCUUCGGGCCCUUGGUGAGGCAAGUCAGCCCUCGGUCAGAAGAAAGCACCCGGAUUCGCAGCCAUGUAUGCAGCCAUGCUGGGUGUGGGAAGACAUACUUUAAGAGCUCUCACCUCAAGGCACACAUGAGGACCCACACAGGGGAGAAGCCAUUCCGCUGUAGCUGGGAGGGAUGCGAGAGGCGCUUCGCUCGUUCGGACGAGCUGUCCCGCCACCGCCGCACCCACACAGGGGAGAAGCGCUUCACCUGCCCCGUCUGCCAGAGCAGGUUUAUGCGCAGCGAUCACCUAUCUAAACACGCUCGGCGCCACCUCAGCAGCAGCAGCAGCAGCAGAAUGCCCGGGUGGAAGCUACAGUUGGGUAGGCUGGGGCAUCUCACAGCUGUGUGUCGCCCCCUACAGCCACUCACAUGAAACUGCACUGGGGAGAAGAGCAGGGGAGUUUACAACCAGUGAGGAGCUUGUGCUCGAGGAAAGUCCAGCUUCUGAUGGUACACUGAUGCAGGUGGUUCAGUUGGAGAAUGAUGUACGCACUGAAAUGCAAUGGCUAAAAACUAGUCUCAUCACUGUAUUUUAUCUGGUGAGGUUGGAUGGUAAACCUAAGACCAGAUACCUGGCAAGUGUCUUAUCGUGGACUUUCUUGGGAUACAACACUAGGUGUCAGUGUCCCUAUUAUGAAGGGGUGCAGUUAGGACCCAGCACAUUGCUGAGCUCUAAUGGGCAUGUAAACAUGUGGGCUACUUUGACUAUGUUCUUAUUUUUUUUACUGGUUGCUAUAUAGGUUACUAUUUAAGAGCUAUCGCAGAUGCCUCCAUGUUGAUAUGUGAAAACUACAUUCAUGUAUAAUGUUUGGGUUGUUAUAUUUAUCUGUUCUCUAUCCUGUUCUUGGGGAGCAUUGACCAAUAUGAAGAUUUAGAAAAGUAAAUAAAGUAAGCAAUCAACAGUAUUGUUUACUUUUUAAUUGCCUCACAAAUGUUUCGGGCUAACACCCUUCUUCAGUGUGAAAAAUGGCAAUUAAAAAGUAAACGAUACUGUUGAGUGCUUGUUUUAUUUAUUUUUCUAAGUUUUUGAUUUAUUAUCAAGAAAGUUUAAGCACCCAGUUGAAGUACUAUAGGGUGUUGAGCGCGCUUCCUUAUUCCAAUAUGAAGAUUACAAUCAACUUUGAGACUAUCAGGGAUUCCUUAAAAGUAUUUGUACACACGUCAAAGUCACUUUAAUGUUAUUUCUGUUCGCCUGUUUGUUUAUCGUGGAGUAUUUGCCAACUAAGAAGAAUUGUUACAGUAUUUUGCACACUGAAUAAUGUUCCAAAAUGGAAAUAAAUCCUUUUUUUUUA
Alosa alosa (allis shad) is the source of this 2347-nucleotide messenger RNA. It is a transcript of the gene klf10, whose product is annotated as Kruppel-like factor 10. The transcript is spliced from 4 exons. Bases 118 to 1428 code for a protein of 436 amino acids. The record is from RefSeq and is a predicted model, not a curated record. Gene Ontology annotation, biological process: regulation of transcription by RNA polymerase II. Gene Ontology annotation, molecular function: RNA polymerase II cis-regulatory region sequence-specific DNA binding; DNA-binding transcription factor activity, RNA polymerase II-specific. Lineage: Eukaryota; Metazoa; Chordata; Actinopteri; Clupeiformes; Clupeidae.